This is a messenger RNA of Coffea arabica (coffee), 1029 nucleotides long. The record is from RefSeq and is a predicted model, not a curated record. NCBI's taxonomy places the organism in Eukaryota, Viridiplantae, Streptophyta, Magnoliopsida, Gentianales, Rubiaceae.
AUGGAUAUGCCAGCUAAGCAAAUUGGGCAGGCUAUGGAUGAACAAUAUAAGUGUGAGAUUAGUAGAAAUAUGGCUUACAAGGCAAGGAGUAAGGCUAGGAAGAAUAUUAAGGAAAGUGUAGCCGAACAAUAUGCUUUUGUUUGGGAAUAUGUUGCUGAAUUACAGAGGACCCACCCAAAUACGACAAUUGACAUUCAAUACAAUCCGAGAAGUGGUCCUGAUGAGAGGCCUACAUUUACCCGAUUCUAUUGUUGUUUAGGACCUCUCAAAAAGGGGUUUAAUGAUGGCUGUAGACCCAUUAUAGCAAUUGAUGGGUGUCACACAAAAGGAGCCUAUCUGGGACAAUUGUUGACAGCCAUUGGGAUAGAACCCAAUAAUGGAUGGUGGCCCAUUGCUUGGGCUGUUGUUGAAAAGGAGGCAAGAGAGCAGUGGCAUUGGUUCCUGAGCUUAUUGAUUGAAGACUUACAAAUAGCCACUGCCAGCAGUCAUUACACAUUUAUUUCGGACCAGCAAAAGGGGCUUGAUAGUGCACUUUUGGAACUUCUUCCAUACUGUGAACACAGAUUCUGUAUUCAACACAUGUACAAGAAUUUCAAGAAAAAACAUCCUGGACAGCCACCACCACAGCAUUGGUGUAAGGCAUUUUUUCCUCAUCAUGUUAAAUCUGAUAUGUUAGUUAAUAAUCUCUGUGAGACGUUUAAUGCAAAAAUAUUAGAAUACAAGGAUUUACCUAUUAUUGGAAUGAUAGAAGGAAUUAGGGAGUAUUUAAUGGGUAGAAUAGGAGAUGGGGCGGCUUGGAUGAAAAAAUGCCCUGGUGCUGUUGGUCCAACUAUUAAGGAGUUGAUUGAAAAAAGGCAAAACAGUCUAGGAAAUGGAAAACUGUGGCAAAUGGUGAUGGGGGUUAUCAAGUCAAAGGGCCUAGAGGGGAACAAUAUGCUGUGUAUGUACAAGAAAGAACAUGUACUUGUAAUUUAUGACAAGUUAGUGGGCUGCCAUGUUGCCAUUCCAUUACAGCACUUCAUAGAAUGA